This is a messenger RNA of Colletotrichum destructivum, 501 nucleotides long. Its product is annotated as Putative HAT dimerization domain, ribonuclease H-like superfamily. Gene Ontology annotation, molecular function: protein dimerization activity. Lineage: Eukaryota; Fungi; Ascomycota; Sordariomycetes; Glomerellales; Glomerellaceae. The coding region runs from base 1 to 501 and encodes 166 amino acids. Gene Ontology annotation, biological process: regulation of transcription by RNA polymerase II. Gene Ontology annotation, cellular component: nucleus. The transcript has a single exon. The record is from RefSeq and is a predicted model, not a curated record.
AUGUUCGUCGUCAUCCAGCUACUCAGCGACGACGAGUAUCGUGAUCGUCCUACACAAUGGGAGAUGGCAAACAGUAGUCUUGCAGAAGCUGUGAGGGCUCGAGAGCACAAUCCGUUCGAUUCGUUCCAAGACGAGCUGAUGUCGAGUACGAAUCAUGAACAUGAGCUGGUUGAAGACGAGUUCGAGAGGUGGCUAUCUACAAAGAACGACGUCCAUUCAAAGCACGAUAACCCGCUUGAAUAUUGGUCUGCGAAGCGAUUUGAGUAUCCUCGUGUAGCUAGAAUGGCUAUUGACGUCUUGUCAGUCCCCGCCAUGGCUGCCGAGUGUGAGAGGACGUUUUCCUCAGCUGGUAGCAUGGUCUCACAUAAACGACACCGGCUGGAUGCAAGCACUAUUGCUGUUACUCAGACAGUUAGGUCAUGGCUAAGAGCAGGGCUGUUGGAGGGAUAUGAUGGGAUGCUAAAGGAGAUUGAUGACGACGUGGUCGAGACUGUGGUGUAG